Messenger RNA from Amphiprion ocellaris (clown anemonefish), 6652 nucleotides. It is a transcript of the gene kmt2e, whose product is annotated as lysine (K)-specific methyltransferase 2E. The record is from RefSeq and is a predicted model, not a curated record. NCBI's taxonomy places the organism in Eukaryota, Metazoa, Chordata, Actinopteri, Pomacentridae. The transcript has 25 exons. Gene Ontology annotation, molecular function: protein binding. Bases 443 to 5488 code for a protein of 1681 amino acids.
GGCCGCCAUUUUUGCAAAGGGAAAAGAGACUGGUUUGAGGGGAUCUAAUUUCUAAAACUCGCCGUUGACUAGGGCACAGUUUUAACGGUUUCGAAUUGAUUUCUAGCCAUAUUUGGGUCCCCGCGUAAGACAACAGGCAAGGGAUUUUUCACAGGAUAGCACUCUUUAGCGGAGACGUUAAAAUACAAACAUUUUAAACCUUUGCUAGGGAUCCGCAGUGUGUGGACAGAAGUAUUGUUUUGGUUGUGGAAGCUGUGUGGAAAGCGACGGGGGUCUUACCCAGGUCCUCUUAUUCGCUAUUCAGAUCCUCCAGAGUGGACAUAAAACGGCCUUGUGGAUGCACUUAGAUGUCUGCAAUGACUGCUGUGGCUGGCAUGCCUCAGUGUUUUGGACUCCCUUUCUCUGGACUCAGUAGGACAAGAACUGAUCAGCAGAGAACGUCAUGAGCAUAGUCAUCCCAGUAGGGGUGGACACAGCAGACACCUCAUACCUGGACAUGGCUGCGGGCUCAGAACCAGAAUCGGUGGAGGCCAGCCCUGUGGUGGUGGAGAAGUCCAGCUACCCGCAUCAGAUUUACAGCAGCAGUUCUCACCAUUCCCACAGUUACAUUGGCCUGCCUUACGCUGAUCAUAACUAUGGGGCACGGCCCCCACCUACACCGCCAGCCUCCCCUCCCCCCUCCAUGUUGAUCCGACAAGGAGAGGGGGGGCUGUUUGUUCCUGGGGGGCAGGACGAAGCAUCCAGGGGCACCACGCUCAGCACCUCAGAGGAUGGCAGCUACGGGGCUGACAUCACCCGUUGUAUCUGUGGCUUCACCCAUGAUGAUGGCUACAUGAUCUGUUGUGACAAGUGCAGUGCCUGGCAGCAUAUAGACUGCAUGGGCAUCGAUCGGCAGAACAUUCCUGAGACCUACCUGUGUGAACGCUGCCAACCACGACACCUGGACAGGGAGAGGGCGAUCCUGCUGCAGACAAGGAAAAGAGAGUGUUUAUCUGAUGGGGACACUAGUGCUACAGAGAGUGGAGAUGAGGUUCCACUAGAGCUCUACUCUACCUUCCAACACACGCCUACCACCAUCACCCUGACUACUGGGCGCCUUGGCAAUAAGCAGGCUGAUAAAAAGCGCAAAAAGAGUGGUGAAAAAGAUCCUCCAGCAACCUCUGCCAGAGCUAAGAAGGCCUUUAGAGAAGGGUCCAGAAAAUCCUCAAGAGUAAAGGGUGCAGCUCCAGAGCAGGAGCCAGCCGAGCACCCGUCUCUGUGGGAGAACAAGAUCAAGACGUGGAUGGAGCGUUACGAGGAGGCUAGCAGCAAUCAGUACAGUGAGGAUGUCCAGGUCCUGUUACGAGUUAAAGAGCAAGGCGACGGCAAGAGCCUGGCAUACAACACGCACCCAGCCUCCUUCAAACCUCCCGUGGAGAGUCAAGUUCAGAAGAACAAGAAGAUCCUUAAGGCGGUGCGAGACUUGGCCCCAGACUCCCUCAUCAUUGAGUACAGGGGAAAGUUCAUGCUUAGACAGCAGUUUGAGGCCAACGGAUACUUCUUCAAGAGGCCAUACCCUUUUGUGUUAUUUUAUUCAAAAUUUGACGGACUGGAGAUGUGUGUAGAUGCUCGCAGCUUUGGUAACGAAGCACGUUUCAUCCGCCGUUCUUGUACCCCUAAUUCUGAAGUACGACAUGUCAUUGAGGAUGGCAUGCUGCAUUUAUACAUCUACUCACUGAGGCCUAUCACCAAGGGCACAGAGAUCACGAUCGGUUUUGAUUUUGACUAUGGCAGCUGUAAAUACAAGGUUGACUGUGCCUGUGUGAAGGGGAACCAGGAGUGCCCAGUGCUCAAGCACAACCUAGAGCCCACAGAGAACCUGGGUUCCGGAGGAAGACGCAGAGGGAGUCGCAAGGACAAGGAGCUGUCCCGGGACGACCAGGGUCAGAACCAGAACAUGGGUUUGGACGGCGAGGGGAAGAGCAAGAGCAUAGGCGACAGCAAACAGAGGAAACUCUCUCCUCUCCGUCUGUCCAUCUCAAACAACCAGGAUCCUGAGUUAUUUGAGGAUCUAGAAGACAAAACCUCCGUUAGCAAUGAAGUAGAGAUGGAGUCAGAGGAGCAGAUUGCAGAGAGGAGGAGGAAGAUGGCCAACCCAGCGGAGCAGUCCCAUCUCCCUGUCGGGGCGGCUUCAAGCUGGAGGGGACUGAAACUCAAGGAGACACGAGAGGAGAGGAAGAUGGAGGCCAUUCUGCAGGCCUUUGCCCGAAUGGAGAAGAGAGAAAAACGACGGGAACAAGCCCUGGAGAGAAUCGGUAGCAUAAAGUCAGAGGUUGGGGGCCGCAGUGACAUAAAGGAGGAACCUCCAGCCACGCCAGAGAUGGCAGAUUCCCCAGCUGUCAUGCAGCCACUUCUGGAGGUAAAAGAGGAGCCUGGACUAAAGCCAGCCAAGGUCAAAGGCUCGAGGAACAGAAAAAGUUUCUCAAGGAACCGCACACACAUCGGCCAACAGCGGCGGCGAGCUCGCACCAUCAGCACCUGCUCCGAUUUGCCCCCUGGCUCUCCACCUGAGUCUGUGGAGCCUCUGACCAACGAAGCCCCUGAAGGAGAGACACCCACUGUGCCAGAGCCGGAGGCCAUCUCUUCACAAGCACCGGACACCAGCCCUCCACACAGCAGCUCACCUGCACCUGACAGGAACCGCACAGGGAGCAAGAGCUUCAAAACUAAAAAGCACUUUGUGAGUGAGUGGGUGGGAGAGAAACAGCAGGACCGUUGUGCAGUACGAACACCUGAACCAGCCCCAGAGAGGCCGCUGAGAAUAAGCAGCGACCCUGAAGUACUUGCCACACAGUUAAACGCCCUACCAGGCAUGGCCUGCUCUCCACAGGUCUACAGCACGCCCAAACACUACGUCCGCUUCUCGUCCCCAUUCCUGGCAAACCGCAGCCCUACCACUCCGGGAGUUCCCACAGGGAGACGGCGUUCCCGAGAACUGCCAGAAACGCCGCCAACCACUGGCUCCUGCAAGAAGCGAUGGUUGAAGCAGGCUCUGGAGGAGGAGGGCUCCACCAGCCCUGCCAGACGACCAAGCCUUCUUAUGACCGGCGAGGGGCCUCUCAGCCCCUCCAUUAACGGUGACUCAGACAGCCCCCUACCUUAUAACGGCACCUGCUCGCUACCAGAGUUGCCCACUCCUUUGAAGAAGCGUCGGUUGAGUCCGUUAGAUGCCUGUAUGUCAGAGAGCUCGACACCCUACGGUUCUCCUUGUGCCACACCCACCCGGACAGACCAAUUAGAGACGCCUGCAACGCCCGUCUUACUGGCCACCCCGCCACGUCCCCGAACAGAGGAGCCCAGUACAGAGCCUGCGCCUAGUACCCCAACACAGAUACUUAACGCUCCUCAGGAGAGUGAAUCUUCAGCGGAGAGCUCACCAGAGGUCAGCCGGAAACCCUGUGUGCACGAGGCCGAUCGUCCUCCUUCGUUGGUCUCCUCCCCUUGUGUCAGGGCUCCCAGUUCAGAUGGACCCCCUACAGAAGUCAAAGUUUCAGUUCCUGAGAGUCCACAACCUCCACCUGCCGAGUCAACGGACUGUGGAGAGGACAGGGCUGACGGUGGUGCUGUAGAAGGCACUAGUGAGGCUUCCUCAUCUGCAGAAACAUGUACUUCCUCUUAUCCUGGUUGGAUAAAAAGCCCAGAGAGAGGCCCGACUGGACCAGCUGGCCUGAACUUCUCUCCAGUCAACUCAAACUUAAGGGACCUCACCCCUUCUCACACCCUGGAGCCUCUGGCAGCUCCAUUCAGGCCCGAGGCUGCAGCUGGAGCUGCAGCAGGGCCAGCGGCAGGUACAGGGGCAUUGGUUGGCUCUCAGCCUCCGUUCAGUGAAGGCCAGGGGCAGCUCUUUUACCCCUGCUCUGAGGAGGGAAGUUCACUUGGCUUCUCACGCUCGUUGAAUGGGGAUGGCUCCGGCGAUGGAGGAGGGUCAGCACAGAACCCCCCACAGAAGAAAAAGGUUUCCCUGCUAGAGUAUCGGAAACGUCAGCGCGAAGCUCGUCGCAGCGGCUCCAAGACCGAGUGCAGCUCUCCCGUUUCCACCGUGCCACCUCUGACUGUGGACGCCUUCCCCGUCGCUCUAGAAACCUCCAGCGAGUCUCCUGUCCCUCCUGCUCCCACCGCUGUCUGCAACGCCACCACCACCACCCCCACCACCCCCACUCCCACUGUAAAAGAGCCCCAGACUAGUGAGGAGGCAGAGGCUGCUGGAGACAAAGGAGAGAAGGAAGGAGGAGAGGGACAGUGGACCUCGUCGACUUCUGUGGAGCAGGCCAGAGAACGCAGCUACCACAGAGCUCUGCUGCUCAGCAAAGAUAAAGACACAGACGGUGAGACAGAAGGUGGAGAUACACCUGUGCUGAGAGAGUGUGCGUCUCCAAGCCUUCAGAAGACCCCAACCCACACACCCUGCUCUCCUGGCCCUCUUGCCCAGCCUUCCAGUCGGCCAGCGAAGGAGGAAGAUGCUGAUGGUCAGCCUCGAACGCCAAAUCCGACCAGUCAGCCACCAAACAAGCCUGCAGGACCCAAGCCGGCCCCUCUGACCCCGACGAAGCUGCACCCCACCCCGUUGCCCUCCUCUCCUGUCCACUACCCUGGAUCCUCCCUCCUCCAUUCUCCUAAGCCUCAGCCUCAGGGCUCACCGUACCGCAGCCAGAGGGCGCUGUUCUCUGCCCAGCCUCAAAACCAACCACAGCCCCAGGCUCAGACUGGACCUGCUGCUUUCCCCCAGUACAACAACCAGAGCACCCCACCACCGCCUCCUCCUCCACCACCAGCACCGCCGGUCUCCACAGCCUAUUUUCCCAGCCAGAGCCCCUCACCUGCUGGACCUUUUCCCGGGUUCAAACCUGCCGUCACGCAGCCGUAUCCUCCAGGUUCUCAGUCCCUGAUGCAGACUCUUCCACUCAGUGUGCACUAUCAGAGCUCAGCUGCUCCACCGCCGCCUCCUCCUCCGCCCCCACACCCGAUACCCGGCCCCACCCUGCUGCACGUCAACCUGCAGCCUCCUCCCAUCCAGCAGCACCAGCUCAUGCUGACCACGGCCCCUCCUCCACCUCCUCCCCCACAGGGUCAGACCUCCCAACAGCAGCAGCCGCCUCCCUCCGGCGGCACCCUUCUGUCGCUCACCCCUCCGCCGCCUCCUCCUCCUCCGCCUCCCCCCGCCCCCUCUACCAACACCCCAAUGCAGCCCCACCACUAUCAGAACUUAGGGGGGUUUCAGCCGGGGUUGUUGCACCCUGGCGCCGCCGCGAACCCGUCAGUACCCCCAUCCACGUACCCUCCACCCCUCCAGCAGACCGGACUGCCUCCUCCUCCCCCUCCUCCUCCCCAACAGACUCAGCAAGGCCAGGCUCAGGCCACUGCCUCCCAGAUGCCUUCUGGGACUCGUGGAGCUCCUGCGUCCUCGACCCCCUUCCACAGCUCGGGGUACCUGAGCACAGGGUGGCACUGACCGCCCUUUCUGCUGUCGCCACCCAGCAGCCCCUAAGAACUCAGCCUGAGAGGGGCCUGUACUAUAAGCUGUAGAUACGUUUUCUAUAUACAUGAACACAUGGCCAGUGGAAAAACAGCUGAUUGUGGGAGAAAAGGCUACUUUUUAAAAAAACAAAAAAAAAACAAGGACAAAAUUUUAGAAAAAAGGACAAUGAAAAAAUCUUCAAGAAAAACUGUAUAAAUAUGAAGAUGGACGACCUCCUCCCCUCCUCCACCCCGGUGCUCAUAGCCCUACUCUGGCCUCCAUUUGUUUUUAUAUUAUCCUUCCUGUGAUGGAGAGGAAAGUUCUCUGUUCUGUGUCUUGUUUGGACUCCUGUUGUGAGGCCCCGCACUUUGUUUAUCAAUGGACAUUCCAGCCUAUACCCUCCCCUGCCCUCCUUCCUCCUCCUCUUCCUCCUUUGUCAGUUAUUCCUUUUACUUCCUCUUCUCUCUUGUCUCUUGUCGGCUCUCUACACCAUUUAUUUGUUUUAAUCUAGUGGCUCAUUAUAGCAAAGAGAAAGCUUUUUGUAUAGAGAAAAAAAACACAAUUAUUUUUUUUAUUCCUCUGUCUAACAACAAAUAUCUGUUCACCGCUGCAGAUUCAGAAAAGACCCAUUUCUGGGAGCCUGCCUUGCUGCCGAAGGAGGCUGCACUCGUGUGCGUGCGUGUUACAGUGUGAAUGGCUGCAAAGUGUGCGUGAGAUUUUGUGUAACGAGUGCUCGUGGUCUUCUGAGGUAGGCAGAGUGGUCUCGCCCACAGGUAGGACGUUAGCGGUUUAUUUUUGAAUAUCAAUGGUUAUUUGUAGAAAGUGUAAUUUAAUGUAUAGGUGGUUACUCCAGCUUUCACCAGGAACAGUUUGUAAAUAGUUGCUUCUUUUCUUUUCUAUGCUUGUACAAUUCGCUCCCAUCCCAUUUUGAAAUAUGGUUGUAAAUAUGAACGCUCUUCUUGGCAAAGCUGAAUGUUUCUGUGACUGUAGCAUUAUUUUUAUUUUAUUUUUUUUCCCUCUUGACUCUUCAACUUUGUCUUUUUUUUAUUAUUUGUGUGUGUGAGUGUAUGUUUGUGUGGAGCGGAGAGACUCACAGACACUGCACUGGUUGGCUAUUUUCAUGGUUCAUUAUAAUAAAUCACUGUAAUGACAGUUUUA